Messenger RNA from Monopterus albus (swamp eel), 2035 nucleotides. RefSeq names its product pleiotropic regulator 1 (gene plrg1). Gene Ontology annotation, biological process: mRNA splicing, via spliceosome. Lineage: Eukaryota; Metazoa; Chordata; Actinopteri; Synbranchiformes; Synbranchidae. Bases 142 to 1674 code for a protein of 510 amino acids. Gene Ontology annotation, molecular function: protein binding. The transcript is spliced from 16 exons. The record is from RefSeq and is a predicted model, not a curated record. Gene Ontology annotation, cellular component: catalytic step 2 spliceosome; precatalytic spliceosome; Prp19 complex.
UUCCGGUUCAUUCGGUCGUUCGUUUUUAGUGGUGGUCAUGUUUUUACGUCUAUAAUAGCUAUAUUUUUUUUUGCAUGUGACCAAGCGAUAUUUACUGGAAUAAAUAGUCUACGGUGGCAGAUCGAGUUAUUUAUCUCCACAAUGACUGAGGAUGUCCAGAAGCACUCAGUCCACACUCUGGUCUUCAGAUCUCUCAAAAGGACCCAUGACAUGUUUGUGUCCGACCACGCGAAAUCCAUCGCACUGGAUGAAGAAAGCCACAAGGUGAAGGUGGGUGUGAAGCUGAAAGCAGAUUAUAGUGCUGUUUUACACAUGCCCGUCCUGAAAGAAGGGAAAGACAGAGUGUCAGGCAACAUGCAAGGCCACCAGAGCUACACACAGCCAGAUGAUGAGCCAGAAUACCUGAUCACCGGGACGCAUGCUUACCCUUCUGGACCUGGUGUAGCCUUGACCGCUGACACAAAGAUGCACAGGAAUCCCACAGAAGGAGGAGUCCAUUCCAUGGCGCUGGUUUUGCCGCCCUCACAAGCCAGGCUGGACGUGAGCCGCACUGCAGCCAGUGUUAGUGACAUCCAUCGACACGCAGGAGCAGCAGAGAGGUCUCACCCUCCGUCCACUGCUGUGUCUCUAAUGGAAGGAGGCGGUACCAGAAACACUGCGCUCAUGAGGAAAGCACCAACCAUGCCCAAACCCCAGUGGCAUCCACCAUGGAAACUGUUUCGGGUCAUCAGUGGUCACCUGGGCUGGGUGAGGUCCAUCGCUGUGGAGCCUGGCAAUCAGUGGUUUGUCACAGGGUCUGCUGACAGAACUAUAAAGAUCUGGGACCUGGCCAGCGGGAAACUCAAACUGUCUCUGACCGGACACAUUAGUACGGUGCGUGGUGUAGCGGUCAGCAGUCGCAGCCCGUACCUCUUCUCCUGUGGAGAAGACAAGCAAGUCAAGUGUUGGGAUCUGGAGUACAACAAGGUCAUCAGGCACUAUCACGGACACCUGAGUGCUGUGUAUGAUUUAGACCUGCAUCCAACCAUUGACGUGCUGGUAACAUGCAGCAGAGACGCCACAGCGAGGGUGUGGGACAUCAGGACAAAAGCUAAUGUGCACACACUAACAGGACACACCAACACGGUGGCCACGGUGAGAUGCCAAGCUGCUGAGCCCCAAAUCAUCACCGGCAGCCAUGAUUCCACCAUCAGGCUGUGGGAUCUGAUUGGUGGAAAAACCAGAGCCACGCUCACCAACCACAAGAAGUCUGUCCGAACUCUGGCGCUGCACCCCAGACAAUACACGUUUGCUUCUGGUUCUGCUGAUAACAUCAAGCAGUGGAUGUUCCCAGACGGGAACUUCAUCCAGAACCUGUCGGGCCACAACGCUAUUAUCAACACGCUGGCCGUUAGCUCUGACGGCGUCCUGGUGUCUGGAGCCGACAACGGAACCAUCCACAUGUGGGACUGGAGGACAGGCUACAACUUCCAGCGGAUUCAUGCAGCUGUGCAGCCUGGAUCUCUGGACAGCGAAUCUGGAAUCUUUGCCUGCAUGUUCGACCACUCAGAAAGCAGGCUGAUUACCGCGGAGGCAGACAAGACCAUUAAAGUUUACAAAGAAGACGACACUGCUACAGAAGAAAGCCAUCCAGUCAACUGGAAGCCAGAAAUCCUCAAGAGAAAAAGAUUCUAAUGAUUUUCCUUUUCCCUCAUGUCACAGUAAACAUUUUGGAAAUUAUUUCUACCAGACCUAUGGCUGUGGAUGCCUCCAUCAUGAUUUGCUUGUUAGUGCUGUUUUUGUCAGGCACAUGUCCGUGUACCUAACGCGUCUGUGACAGAAACAACCACAUCUUGAAAGAAACUCUGGUUCUUUGCUUUAUUCUAAAAACCAUUUUUAGUCUUCACUGUAAAAUGAUGCUUUUCCCUGCAGAGAGAAAGACACUGUAUCGAAGAAUUGUUUUGUACAGACAUGGAAACAAACAUUGCCCUUUUCUCUGGCUCGCAAUGUUCCGUUUUGUUUUGCUCCUUUUAAUAAACACCACAUUUUUCACAUA